Messenger RNA from Solanum pennellii, 821 nucleotides. RefSeq names its product transcription factor PRE6-like. Gene Ontology annotation, biological process: regulation of DNA-templated transcription; regulation of growth. The record is from RefSeq and is a predicted model, not a curated record. Gene Ontology annotation, molecular function: protein dimerization activity. The transcript has 2 exons. Bases 299 to 559 code for a protein of 86 amino acids. NCBI's taxonomy places the organism in Eukaryota, Viridiplantae, Streptophyta, Magnoliopsida, Solanales, Solanaceae.
AUCUCUCUCUCUUUCUAUUUAAAAACAAGAAUAGCCCACUUCUUUCUCCCAUGCACUUGUCUUGUUCACCUCCAACACUCCUUCCUUAGUGUUUUUUUAUUUCCUCUUCAUGGCCUCCUUAUCUCUCUGUCCAUAAUUAACUUGUCUCUUUCUCUCUUCUUCUCUUCUUUUUAAACUCCAUCUCCCACACUUAACCCUCAAUUCAUUUUCAACAUUCUAUUCUAUCUGACAACUCACUUAACAACAACUCUUAUCUCCCAUUUUUCUUUUUGUUCUUUCUUGAAUUUCAUUAUAUAUAAUGUCAAGCAGACGAUCACGUUCCAGAAUAAGCGAUGAUCAAAUCGCUGAUCUUGUUUCCAAGUUGCAACAACUUAUUCCUGAAAUUCGUAAUAGACGUUCUGACAAGGUUUCAGCUUCAAAAGUGCUUCAAGAAACUUGCAACUAUAUAAGAAAUUUACACAGAGAAGUGGAUGGAUUAAGUGAGAGAUUAUCACAACUUUUGGAAUCAACUGAUAGUGAUAGUGCUCAAGCUGCUAUUAUUAGAAGCUUACUUAUGUAGUAGCUAUUUAAUUAAAUAGCUCAACUUCAUUAAAAUUUCUAUUAUUAAAAAAAGAUGGAGCAUUUAUAUUAUUAAUUAGGGUUUUUUGGCCACUAUAGGUCAAAAUUAAUUUCUAUUUUUCUGUUUUCCAAUUUUGAAUAGUUCUUUUUUUUUCUUUUUUUACUUUGUGUUGUAUUGUUGUAUCCAUCUGUUUUAAGAGCUGAUGUUUCUUUGAUCUCAGCCUUUUUUAAGUAUAUAAGUAUUUUGAGAUGUUUUUAUCGUU